Messenger RNA from Fusarium vanettenii 77-13-4, 342 nucleotides. RefSeq lists its product as uncharacterized. The annotation marks the transcript as partial. Gene Ontology annotation, cellular component: cytoplasm. The transcript has a single exon. The record is from RefSeq and is a predicted model, not a curated record. Lineage: Eukaryota; Fungi; Ascomycota; Sordariomycetes; Hypocreales; Nectriaceae. Gene Ontology annotation, molecular function: protein binding.
AUGUUGUGGGCGGUCAGACAACUGCUGGACUAUACACCAGUCUCACCAGACGACACUUCGCUCUUAUCCGCGACUGACGAAGACGGGCGACAGCCUCUUCACUUUGCGUGUUUGAGAGGACACAGAGAUGUUGCGGACCUGCUUUUGCAGCGUGGAGCAGACAUUGACGCCAGAGGGAAUGAUAGAGCCACUCCUAUUGAUGAUGCGUGCUUUAAAGGCCACAAGGAUGUUGUCGAGCUCCUUAUAUCCCGUGGGGCCAACACUCAAAUGGUGGAUAAGAAUCUGUGGUCACCACUCCGAACCGCAGUCAGAUACGAGAACCUGGACAUUGUUGAAAUGCUC